Molecule: messenger RNA, 1388 nt
Organism: Micropterus salmoides (largemouth bass)
Lineage: Eukaryota; Metazoa; Chordata; Actinopteri; Centrarchiformes; Centrarchidae
Gene: glrx2
Product: glutaredoxin 2
Exons: 4
Coding region: 78-596 (172 amino acids)
Source: RefSeq, a predicted model, not a curated record
UGCAAAUAGAGCCGAAAACAAGCAUACCGUAGCAGCCAGCGUGGUGUUAACUGCAGACCUGUCAGUUCGUUAACCGCAUGUCUCAUCUAGGCCAACAGCUCGAUCAUUUAUUGGCCAUAUCUUGUUUUAUCUCCAUGUUUGCUCGAGCAGGAUGUCUUCCCAGGGUGGCAUGGACCGGCUGCCGAAGAAUGGGGAAUUUUACAUCCUCCACUACUGGGGGUUUGUCCAGCACAGCCUGUGUACAGUAUGUUCGGGAGAUGGUGUCACAGAACUGUGUUGUGAUAUUUUCGAAGACCACCUGCCCUUAUUGCAAAAUGGCCAAGAAUGUGUUCAAUGAAAUUGGUGCAACCUACAAAGUGAUUGAACUGGAUGAGCACAAUGAUGGGAGGAGACUGCAAGAGGCCUUAGCUCAGAUGACUGGUGCCAGAACGGUGCCGAGAGUCUUUAUUAACGGAAACUGCAUCGGGGGUGGCUCUGAUACCAAGCAGCUCCAUCAGCAGGGGAAGUUGAUGCCCCUGAUCGAACAGUGUGCUCCCUGCUGUGCUGCGACCAGCUCAGAAGGCUCGGGCAGCGGACAGUUUGAGUCCACUAAAUGACUAACCGUUCUAGUAGUUUUUUCCAAUCCUGUAUUUAUUAAAUGUUUGCUUGAUCUUGUGCUACAAGUAGUACAUUGCUUAAGCACAACUAUGUUAUUCAUUUAUCAAAGUGCACUGGAUACUUGACGUUAGGCUACAUGCAUUUUCAACCGGGCAUAUACAGUAUUAUUAUUAUUAUAUUAUUAUUAUUAUUAUUGUUAAGAUCAUUAUUAUUAUUAUUAAAGCAGCCAUCUUUUAAACUAAACCUGUAAAUAGUGGAACUAUUUGUCAUACUUCUCGUCUGCAUGGGUGUUUUAUUGAACAAUAUUGCAGUCAUAAAAAAAACAUGAUCUCUUUAAGCAUCAAACUGAACAUCAUGAAGUAUUCAUGUUAGGAUUCAACACUCAUCUUUAAAAUGAGUUUAUUUGAGAGUCCUUUUAAUGCAAGAUUGAAAGCACUUCAGAUGUUUGAUUAGGACAUUUUAUUGUAUUUGAAUAUAUCUUAUUGAGAAAUGUAUGUUAUUUACAUAAACUGAAAAAUAGAGUAAUUUUGUAUUUUUUGUUGCUUGUGGAAGCAUUUUUUUAUGUCAACAGCUGUGUGAUUUCAGCAGUAGCUGUGUUUGUCUGAAUUUUUGAUUUGAUUUUUAGGAUUGACUUAGAAAAGUGUAUGAAUAUCCUAAUGAAUCAUGAUGCUGGUCAGUAUUAUGAAUGUAUAGAUUAAUUGGCGUAUGUAUGAAGUGACAACCAGUGUGAAACGUUUUUAAAUGCCUUGAAUGUGUAUUUAUGAUGAAUAAAGUCCACUAUCAGCGUCAAA